Messenger RNA from Sipha flava (yellow sugarcane aphid), 2519 nucleotides. RefSeq names its product type I inositol 1,4,5-trisphosphate 5-phosphatase (gene 5PtaseI). Gene Ontology annotation, biological process: phosphatidylinositol dephosphorylation. NCBI's taxonomy places the organism in Eukaryota, Metazoa, Arthropoda, Insecta, Hemiptera, Aphididae. The record is from RefSeq and is a predicted model, not a curated record. The transcript is spliced from 14 exons. Bases 399 to 2327 code for a protein of 642 amino acids. Gene Ontology annotation, molecular function: inositol-polyphosphate 5-phosphatase activity.
AAUAUUGUAUAGGUACGAGCGGCGGCGGCGACGGUUCAGCUUUUCAACCGUGCCGUGUGCGUGUGUGCGUGUAACACAACUAACGAGUACAACGGGUUGUGUUAGUAGUACGUACAACUGCGCGCGAGUAUGUAUGUCGGCGGACGCGCACCAUUGUCGUUACGAUCGAACGCCGUUAGCGGUCCUAUGUCGGCGGGAACGCCGUCUCGUAUUCCGCUGUAGUACGUGAUUAAUCGCCGCCGCUGGUGCUCCGUGAACGCCGGACCCGUUCCCGUCGAACCAUGGGAAAUCGCGACUGAGUAACUGUUGUAGCUGCUGCCGCCGCCGCCGUCGCCGCACCACAUACCACUGUAUAUCUGUUGCUGCAAUCGAUUACUCGCCAGUGUUUCGGAAUCGACAUGGCGUGCGAAUCGUCCACUCGCGUCUUGUUGGUCACCGCCAACAUUGGUUCAAUUUUUGAAAACCCAAGUGUAAUGUUAAAAAUAUGGACUGAUGAAUUUUUAAACACUGUAAGCAGAUUGGACCCAUAUUUUAUUGCUUUGCAUUGUCAAGAAGUUGGUGGAAAAAAUUACGAAGAAAGCAUGAAACAUGUCGAUUUUUUCGUUAGUUUAUUGAUGUCAAGCAAAGAAUUACGGAUCUUCAACAGAGCUCAAAUAUUUCUUGAUGAAGAAUUUACUUCAGCAGAAAAUUUUACAGCUUUGGGGAAUUUUUAUUUUAUACAUGAAGCUAUAAAAGAAGUAUCUUUAUGGGAUUUUAAUGAUAAAGAGUUUUUAUCUGUCACUGAAAAAUCUAAAUAUUCUGGAAAUAUUGAACAUGUUACCACAAAAGAAAAGUCCAAAUUUCCCCAAGAAUUUUUCCCAGAGUGCAAAUGGUCCCGAAAAGGAUUUUUGAGAACUAGAUGGAAGCUAAAUGGUACAAUAUUUGAUCUUGUAAAUAUUCAUUUGUUUCAUGAUGCAUCAAAUUUUACUGCAAUGGAAUCUCAUUCCUCAGUUUAUUCCAUUAUGAGACAAAAAGCACUUGAAUAUACUUUAGAACGGUUUCGUAAUUAUGAAUGUGGAUUUGCUCCAUUUUUUUUAUUUGGAGAUUUUAAUUUUCGAACUGAUACUAAGGCUGUUAUAAAAAAACUAGUGGAGGGGUUGGAUAUGGUUAAAGAUGACGUAGAUAAAGAUAAUUUAGUUUUUCAAUACACUGAUAGUUCCAAGGAAGUUAUUUUUACUUUAAGAAAAAAAGAAUUUUGUCAUCUAGAUCAUCAAAAUACAUUUGUUUCAAAAUCUGGAUCAUGGUUAAAAGAUUUUGAUUAUGAAUUAAAAUCCUUUAAGGAUCAAUUAUUUGAAUUUCCUAUACAUUUUCAACCAAGUUAUCCAUUUGAAGAAAAUGAACAUGAAGGGAUGAACUAUAUGAAAACCAGGUGUCCAGCGUGGUGUGAUAGGAUUGUUUUGAGUACUGGAGCUAAAGUUUUAAUAAAUGAAAAGGCAUUUGAAGAAGAUAAUAAUUCAGAAGUGGAAUAUGAUCUAAUUGGAAAGAAAACCGGUAUGGGAGAUCAUAAGCCUGUGUACUUGAAAUGUGACAUUAAGAACAAUGCAGGUAUAGUGGACAGAGUGGAUUGUGAUUGUAAGCUUAUAUGUGUGCCUCCCAAAACCCAAAAUCCACUGCAUGCUUUGUUGGGUGCUCGUUUAUGCGUAGAUUCAAAUGAGUGUAUUCCAAUAGUAGAUACAAUUAUCCCGGAAAACACUUUAGUAGGAGAAAUUAAAAUUACUCCAGAACCAACUACGUCAACAUCAUUACACAGUUGUGAAUUUAAAAUUGUACCAAUAACAGAAAUUUGUGUAGAAAGUCGCACGAAAAUAAAUAAGCAUAAUUUUAUACAUAAGAAAAUUUCUGAUAAACACAGAACAAAUAAAAGUAUAUUUCCUAUGUCUGAUUGCAUUUGCUAUACACACAAAUGGAAAUUUCCAAUGAUAAUGCAAAAAGCAUGGAAUCAUAAUAAACGUGUCAGACUCAAGUCAAAUCCUAGUUUCAAUAAUAUGCCUUUACAGAGGUAUCAGAGUCAUCAUAGCUCAUCAGACGAAGAUUGGUUUGAAGAAGUGGCAGAUGAUGAAACUAUUCAUUAUAACGAUAAGAAAAAUAAAUGUACUAGUAAUGAAGAGAUAACCUUUACAAAUGCUAAAGGAUUUCCUGUUAAUUUUGAUAGCAAAUCUGAUCAUGUAGCUUCAAACAGAUUUAAAUGGUGUUCUUCAUUUGCUUUUAGGAAAUUAUGUGAUAAACGACCAUUAACAGAAACAAAGAUAGGACGUAGAGACCCGACAAAUUUUUGUAAAAUAACAUAAUCAAAUUAUUUUUCCAUACUAAUAAUUUGUUACAUAAUUUAACAUACCUAUAGGAUUAAAAUAAUUAUAAUUUAAAUAUUUUUACAUAAAAACCACUUAUUUAUAAUUUUGUAAUUGUUUGACUUGUGAAAAAUUAGAUCACUUAAUUACCAUUUAUUAAUCUCACGCUUACAAUAUAAAUAUAAUAUAAUA